This is a messenger RNA of Nylanderia fulva, 674 nucleotides long. RefSeq names its product single stranded-binding protein c31A (gene Ssb-c31a). Gene Ontology annotation, biological process: positive regulation of transcription initiation by RNA polymerase II. NCBI's taxonomy places the organism in Eukaryota, Metazoa, Arthropoda, Insecta, Hymenoptera, Formicidae. The record is from RefSeq and is a predicted model, not a curated record. Gene Ontology annotation, molecular function: transcription coactivator activity; DNA binding.
AAAAUAUGCGAUAACGAAGUGUUUAAUUACGCUUUUUCUUUGUAAUUAUAAUAUGUGAAUUUUUUUUUAAAUAUUGAUCAAUUCGUCUUACGAAAACGCAAUCGCAAAAUUUAGGUUAUAUAUCUCUGCUCUUAUACAUAAAACGUGGUCUACAAUAACAGUUCUGUUGAUCUUUUAAACCGAAGAUGCCAAAAUCAAAGGAAUACCUGUCUGACAGUGAUGACAGCAGCGAGGAGGAAGUAAAGUCAAGUAAAAGGAAACAAAAGGCCGAAGAGGAUAAACCAGCAACAAAAAAGCCAAAAAAGGAAGACGAAAAUACUGUCUGGGAUUUGGGCAACAAUCGACAAGUGACAGUGAGGGAUUUUAGAGGCAAAUAUUACGUAGAUAUUCGAGAAAUGUAUUAUGACAAAGAUGGCGAUUUGAAACCUGGUAAAAAAGGAAUAUGCUUAAAUUUGCAACAAUGGCGAAAAUUUAUGUCUGUCGUGGAAGAGGUAGAUAAUGUGGCAAAAUCCAAGUGUUAGAAUUUUGUUUUUUCUUCAUCUCUAAAGUGUUUCUUUUAUAUUUGUUUUUCUAUCCAAUGUGUUAGAAUUUUCAAAAAAAAGUUCAAAUAAUUAGUGAACAUUUUCAGUUAAACUAUACAUAGAUAAGAAAAUAAAACUACAUAAAAUGUAAUA